GUGGAAGUGACAGACGGCGUGGAGCCGAGCGGAUGCUCCUGGUGUUAAUAAUAAUGCCCUCCGUCCAGCUGUGUACGUACCCAGCUCAUCAACUUGGUUAGUGAGAAAUUCCAAGCAGGAGCGUCCUGGUAAAGUUGGGGUAAGGAAGGCACUAAGACGCUCUCCCCAGCAGCAGCAGCACCAACAACAGCACCACCACCAACACCUCCACCACCACCACCGGCGGCGAGCAGCGAGCAGCGAGCGACAGCAGGGGUCAUGACGAAACCACGCGACUGGACAGGCAAGGCCUUCGACUCCAGACGUCAACCAGCGCAAGCCAUGAGAUCAUGACAAGACGGGCAGAAGACAAAUACGAGCCAACACCACGCGUCACCAACGGCCAGCAGAGGUGGUGGGCGAGCAGUGCGGAGGCGGUGCACGCGCGGAAGCUCAGAGGCUAACUAUUAGAGUAGUCGGUCUGAGGGCAGCAGGUGGUGGUGUGUAGGCAAAUUACUGACGCCCUGCUUGGUAGACUAGAUCCUCUUCCACGGCCAUAUAUUGGCUCUAGCGAUACUCAGUGCUGGCUUUCCUAUUGCAGUCAGUCCCAUUACCCGCCGGUGCCGGCUUACACAUGGCACCAUUGAAUCCUGCUGCCAUGUAUUCAGCACCGGUCAGAUGCCGGCGACGAGGCGACGACGCUGGGGUCUCGGCGAAAGCUGCAUCGUUCACGGAUGAUUGCCACAAGAUUAUGUAGAGACACGAGUUGCGACACACGACGCAAGCCCUGCCCGCCUGCCUGUCACCUUUGCAUCACAACAGUAAUUUGAGCCAAAACAGCUCCCGUGAACUUAAAAUCGUGAUUCCCAUGUGUCCGCUGCUUCUACCUUUGAAAUGUUCAAAUGUUGUCACCGUACACACACACAUGGUCAUGAAAAGGCAUUCACGCAUUGAAUUCCACUGGUUUUAGCACCACCACCACCAUCGCCAGCGUCCUAUUGAAAUACACAUAGUAGUCUCAGGUAGCACAGGUAGCAUGACAUAGAGAAACUGGGACCGGGAUGCUGCUGCUGCUUCUGCUGUUGCUGUUGCUGCAGGUGCGAUCACGUGGCCUGAAAACGUGGGGUGGGCGCGUCAUUCGGGAAUCGCGUUCCUACACUCCUCGCACACCUCCUGUCCUGGUGACAAGCCUUUCUCAUCGUCCAGCCCAUCACAAAUUCAGUUCCGCAUCGCCCGACUGUUGUUCCACGUUGAAAGCAAUCCGUCUCUGAAAGAUUGAACGCUCUGUUCCGCCCUCCCCUGCCCUCCCCUGUCUUUCUCUGCCUCUAGUUGCCUCCACCUCUGGGUUUUCUCUCUCUGCAAACUUUCGGCAUUGGCCCAAACACGAUACCACAAUGCCGCGAAAGAGACGCUCUGCCUCGGCCGCCACAACAAGCGGUUCCAAGGGGACUAAGCGCAAGCGCGGCAUUGACUGGGACACCAUCAGUGAGGACAAUGGUUUUGCGGGCUUCAAGUUGAGGCCGAUGAAGCAGCCCAAGAAACCACAACCGGGCUUUCAGGAGCCCACCAAAGACUACAACCACAUGUCGAUGGAGGCCGUUGUUGCCCAAGCAAACCCCUUUCCCGACACUGAUCUGGGUCCCACAUAUUUCAGAAUUGCUCCCAAGCCCCACUGGGAGAGUCCCUCAUUCAAGCGCUAUGCUAAAUUUACAGUGGAAACCCAUCAUUAUCACGUUGGCGACAUAGUCCAUAUCCGCCACGACGCUGACGAGAGCACUCUGGAGGCACCCAUUGAGAACUGGUUAGCAAAAGUCUUGGAGAUCCGUGGGGCCAAUUCGAACAAUGUCUAUUUGCGCAUAUAUUGGAUGUACCGACCAGAAGACCUGCCAGGUGGUCGCAGACCCUAUCAUGGAAAAAACGAGCUUAUCGCGACCAAUGACAUGGACAUUCUGCAUGCGCGUACAGUAAAUGGGCUUGCGGAUGUUAUACAAUGGACAGAAGACCGCGAAAACACCGAGAUCCUCGACCCCGUGACGCUUUUCUGGCGUCAGACUUUUGACGUUUCUAAAAGACCUCACCUACUCAGCCAACUUCCCAAGCAUUGCAUUGAUAAUACACCCUGGAAUCCUGAUGAACCCUUAGUCCAGUGCGGUUCUUGUCACAAUUGGCUCCACGCUUCGUGUCUGCAGGAUGCGGCGGUCCGAAAACUGUACAAAGAGCAUAAUCUCGCGUACCCGGAGCCUACGAAGGGCAAGGGGGCCAAGAAUGCUCAACCUGCGGCCGCUUUCCAGGCGCAGGUGGAAGUCACCGAAAGCAGCCUUACGUACAUGAAUAUCACCGACAAACGCGUAGGACCAACAAAGGACGUGACUACGAAAACACCCAUCUAUUGUCUCUUAUGCAAUGCACCUGUGGACGAAACGAAAGCGGAAAUGACCAAUGUCGCGAAUGACGAGCCUGCGAGCGCUGGAAUUCACGUUAAUAGCAGCCAUCUCACACCAGCGACUCCACCCACUAUGUCCGAUGGCGAGGACUCGGGAAAGGACAUCGCAAAAAGCAGCCCGGAGUUGUCCAAUCCACAUGAGGAGCCCUCCCGUGUGCCAACCGGCCAAACUGCCACUGAACAAUCGCUAUCGCCCAUCCUGUUUUCGGAAAACAAUUUGCGCACACACGUCGAAUCCUUUUCGAAGCUAUUCGCACCGUAA
This is a messenger RNA of Periconia digitata, 2684 nucleotides long. Lineage: Eukaryota; Fungi; Ascomycota; Dothideomycetes; Pleosporales; Periconiaceae. The record is from the annotation of a GenBank genome assembly.